Auxenochlorella protothecoides is the source of this 831-nucleotide messenger RNA. Its product is annotated as Putative low molecular weight protein-tyrosine-phosphatase. Bases 1 to 831 code for a protein of 276 amino acids. Gene Ontology annotation, molecular function: protein tyrosine phosphatase activity. The record is from RefSeq and is a predicted model, not a curated record. The transcript is spliced from 4 exons. Lineage: Eukaryota; Viridiplantae; Chlorophyta; Trebouxiophyceae; Chlorellales; Chlorellaceae.
AUGCCACAGGCUGCAGAUGACCUGGACGUCACGAGCACCGUCAUCAGCCCCUCCUUCCGUUCGGCGCCCUGGAACCAGGAGGCCAAGGCCACCUUGGCGGGUGAGCCCGAGCCAUCCUCCCAAACCCUGGUCUUGUUUGUGAGCGAGAGCGGGGUCUGCCGCUCAGCCCUGGCCGCCGCCGCCUUCCAGGCCGCGAUCCAGGCUGUGGGGCUGGAGGACAGGGUGCGCUGCCAAGCGGUGGCCACCCAGUCUUUCAACGUGGGCGAGGGUCCGGAGCGCGCUGCCGUCACCGCGGCGCGCGCCAGGGGCCUCGAGAUCCCGCCUGACUUCGCUGCCCGCCAGUUUGACCCGGGGGCUGACAUGGCGCGGUGCGACCUGGUGCUCGUCAUGGACAAGUUCACCGCCUCUGACGUCCUGCGGGAGGCGAGUGGGCUGGCUGUGGGGUUUGGGGGGUUGACCCCGUGGGUGUCUGCCGACGCUGAGCAAGGAAGGGCCAACACCGGUAUCACGGUCUUCGACUCCAUCGACACCGAGGGGCGGUACAGCACACGCGUGCGCUACUUGCGCCAGUUCCAGCCAGACAGCCCGGAGGGCAUGACCGAGAUCGAGGACCCACUCUACGGCAACACCGGGGGCGCGGGCGAGGCCGCCGCGAUGAGCGCCGCCGCCUCCCUCAUCGUGCCCUCCUGCCAGGGCCUGGCGGCCUUCCUGGCCGACCUUAACGCGGGGUGCGAAGACGGCGCGGCCCUGAAGGCACGCCUCGCGGAGACCGUGGAUGGCAUGCAGGGCAUCGACUGGCUGGUGCCUCCCCUUCUCCGCGCCGGCACCUAG